UACUGAAAAAGUUGACUGUAUACUAAGAAGGAUGGUCAGCUGUAAAAUGGCCCGUGAAAGCCCAACAGGAAUUUCCAACAGUUUCAGGCUCAAACACCUUCAAAUCGACAUCACAGAAACCACAUCGUCAACCGCCAAAAAGAAGCCGAAGCAAAAUCGAAACAAAAAACAUGUUCAAUCUCAACAGAACGAUUGCCAAUCCCAAACUAUGGAACAAAAGGAACUCCCAACAAUCGCGCAGAUCGCCAUUGUUUUUCCCCUCGAUUUUUCUUAUUUCUCUUUGCUUCUUCUUCUUCUUCCUCACUUACACUCCCAUCCCCAAUUACAUGAUAUUCUCAACCUCUUUGAAAACCGUAAACGUAGCCCUAACCCACCAAUACCCACAUUGCGAAACUCGAUUUCAUGGGGAGAAAUUCUUGUGGUAUGCGCCUCAUAGUGGGUUUAGUAACCAGCUUUCUGAGUUCAAAAACGCCAUUUUAAUGGCCUCUAUUUUGAACCGUACCUUAAUUGUCCCUCCUAUUCUUGAUCACCAUGCCGUAGCUCUUGGUAGCUGUCCUAAAUUCAGGGUUCAGAGUCCUAAAGAGAUCCGGAUUUCCGUUUUGGAUCAUAUCAUUGAGCUCCUUAGGAGUAGGAGGUACGUUUCCAUGGCCGAUAUCAUUGAUAUUUCUUCAUUACUGUCAUUUUCACUCGUUCGAGCCAUAGAUUUCAGGGUUUUCGUGUUAUUGUGGUGUGAUUUGAAUGUUGAUUUGGUUUGCUCCAAUGGAUUGAAUGCGCCGCCGUCUCUGGUUGAAAGCUUAAAGCUAUGUGGCUCUCUGCUUUCCGGAAUUGAUGGUAAUAUAAAUCAAUGUUUAUAUGCUGUCGAUGACGAUUGUAGAACAACAGUUUGGACAUACCAAAAUGGGAUGGAUGGGAUGUUAGAUUCAUUCCAACCUGAUGAACAACUCAUGAAGAGGAAGAAAAUUUCGUAUGUUAGACGACGUAGAGAUGUAUAUAGGACUCUUGGACCAGGUAGCAAAGCUGAAUCGGCUACUGUUCUGGCAUUUGGAAGCCUUUUUACGGCCCCAUAUAAAGGUUCCGAGCUCUAUAUUGAUAUCCAAAACGCACCAGCAGAUCCAAGGAUAAAUGCUUUAAUCAACAAGAUUGAAUUCCUUCCAUUUGUCCCUGAAAUUGUAAACUUGGGAAAGCAGUUUGCCACUCAGACAAUAAAGGCUCCUUUUCUCUGUGCACAGCUUAGGUUGCUUGACGGGCAGUUCAAGAACCAUUGGAAAGCUACUUUUCUGGGUUUGAGACAAAAAUUAGAUUCGUUAAGGCAGGCAGGUUCUCAGCCUAUACAUAUUUUUGCGAUGACCGAUCUCCCCCAAGGUAAUUGGACUGGAAGUUACUUGGGUGAUUUGGCUAUGGAUUCAGCGAAUUUUAAGCUGUAUUUUCUUGGAGAAAAUGAUCUCUUGGUGAUGAAUACGGCAAAGAAACUAGCACUCGCCAGACAUGGCCUUAGAUUCAAAUAUUUUCCUGGCAGUAUGGAUGCAGUGGCUAAGGUGGAGAAGCAUUGCUCCCUUGAUAUAUUACCUGAUGUACUCCUAUAUAUAGAGGAAACAAUUUGCAGUUGUGCUUCGCUUGGUUUUGUCGGGACCACGGGUUCAACAAUAGCUCAAAGUAUCAAGGUCAUGAGAAAAUUCGGUUUAUGUUCAAGUCCAAUUCGGUCUGCAUUUGCAUUAUGACAUUGAUUCAUUAUAACCAACUUGAUAGAAUUCCAGUGGUUCGGUUUGGUUCUCAGAAGGCAUGUCUAUGUGUGUUCUUUCAAAUUUGAAACUUCCAAUCAGAGACAAGGACUAUUUUCACGAUCAAGCUUGUACCAUAUAUUUAUUCACGAUAUGAUCCAACUGAUUUGCCAUAUUGUCAGUUAAAGAGCUUUUGACCAACGAGCACAUGAUCUCAGACGAAGUUCGAUUUCACUCACAGCUGCACCAGAGCAUUUAAGUCAAGGUUGGUUGUUUGUCAAAGGGAAAUCUUUAUACCUCCCAAAAGCAAAGUUUGUUUCGAGUGUUUUUCAUGAAAUUUAAUGACAUAUGAACUGGGAGAUGGAUGGUACAUGAUAUUAUUUAUGUAUGGUAUUGUUUAUUCAGUACAUUUUCAUUCCUUUAAGGGACUACUUGCUCAAGGGUCGGAUUAUUCAUCUGUUCGUGCUGGGCUCGAUAAGGGUAUUAGUAAAUUCGGUCCAGAUCGGAGCUCAGGCAAGGAGUUAUCAAAAAAUUCGGAUUGUGAUGUGGUCCGACACUCAUCUCAUGCUUCCUGAUAAAAUCAACACAAUCCCAGAAUCUUGUGUUAAUGGCCAAAUCAAUAUCAUUGAAGUAUUUUAGGUUUCUUUUUUUUUUUAA
Molecule: messenger RNA, 2375 nt
Organism: Gossypium arboreum
Lineage: Eukaryota; Viridiplantae; Streptophyta; Magnoliopsida; Malvales; Malvaceae
Product: O-fucosyltransferase 30-like
Exons: 2
Coding region: 171-1718 (515 amino acids)
Source: RefSeq, a predicted model, not a curated record